Rhinocladiella mackenziei CBS 650.93 is the source of this 1728-nucleotide messenger RNA. RefSeq lists its product as uncharacterized. Bases 1 to 1728 code for a protein of 575 amino acids. Lineage: Eukaryota; Fungi; Ascomycota; Eurotiomycetes; Chaetothyriales; Herpotrichiellaceae. The record is from RefSeq and is a predicted model, not a curated record. Gene Ontology annotation, molecular function: protein binding. The transcript has 2 exons.
AUGGCUUCAGAAGCUCAAAACCGCGAGCAAAUUGCAAAACUCAUUCUCGACUGUCGGAAAGCUGCCAAAGAGAAACGCUUCUAUGCCGCCUUAGAAUCGGUUACCACGGCCUUACGGCUCUCUGCAUGCGACAUGAGCACUUCUUGCGAGACUCGCUUGACUCUUCUGGAUAUUCGUGUCGCUGUCUAUCUCCGCAUGUUAAAAACCGACCGAGCCCUUCGUGAUGCCAAGGCAAUGAUCCGGGUUGACCGUAAAGAUGGACGAGGCUACAUUCGAUGCGGUCAAAUCGAACGACUGCAAGACAAUAAAGCUCGCGCCAUUGAGUACUACGAGCACGGCUUGAAAUCUAUCCCAACCUCGGACCCGUAUUUCUACUCGAUCACCGAGAAGUUGCACGACUUGAGAGAGCAGAUCAAGAGUGAGCUCUUCUUUUCCCGGCGUACAGAUCCGAUGACAACUCUGCCGCUGGAGGUGGUUGAAUCUAUUCUGUCUUUUCUGGACUACAGACAACAUGUCCAAAUGUUGCGCGUUUCGAAACCUUGGAAGAACAUGCUCCUCGGGAGGCCUCCCUUGACAAAUACCAUCGCUUUCCCUCAGGCCAGCAAGGAUAUUACGCCUCGGAUGCUACGCGCCACUCUCAGACGUGUGAGAGCUCCUAAGACAGUUAUCGCACACAACCUGACGAAAAUCUCGGCAGAGAUCCUCAAUACAACUCUUCAGCGCUGGGAAGAUUUUACAUCGCUUCAACAUCUCGAGAUCGACAACCAAUGGCUUUCGGGCUGGAAAUUGCCCUUGUCCAAGUACAAUUUGAAGAUUCUUGUGCUCGGUCCUGACCCAACCAUAUCAAGCGAGGAUGUUUCCAUUAUUCUGCGAGACUGUCCCUCUCUUGAAAUCGCUAGAUUUCAGAAAGUCCUUGACUUCCACCAUCCUGGGUCCAAUCCUGAACGGGGACGUUGGAUCCUGGCCAGUAAAACUCUCAAGCAACUUUACAUGAAUGUGAAACCUUUUUCUGACCGGCUUGACGCGGGCAUCCUCCUCUCGGGAUUGCCACGGUUGAAAUCACUUUACUGUUCCGGUAUCUUGUGGAGUGACUUCGAUACUUCAAUUCGAAGACUUGAUCUCCGUCAUAUGAAGCAACUGGAGACUUUGAUAAUCAGCGGUUCCAUCCUACCAAACAUCCAUCUCCCUCAGACCAUCAGGAAAUUGAGUUUUCACUCAGUCGGCUGGCACGAUGACGAGCUCAGUGAACCAUUUGCGGUGCUGGAAAACCUCCAGACUCUCGUGGUUGACGAAUGUGGUUCAUUCCCAGUAUUUGUACUACCGUCAAUCACCACCGGGGCAGAACACGUGACCCUUGAAAAUUGCACAAUAAGAGGCUCACAGCAAACUGGGCCCCAGUUGGAACGCCUGUUCCAGUCCGGUUUUCUGAAGGACGUCAAGGUUCUCCGCUUGAAACAACACCAUAUCGUCGAUUCCUGGAGCCAAUACUUCAUCGACGGAUGCCCCAUGCUCGAGAAUUUGCAUCUCGAGCAGGCCCAGAUCACGGGAGUAUUUGUGUCUGACAUGCUCAAAAAGGCAAAGCCCUCCAAAGUGCGCAAGAUUACUUUGGAAGCAUGCCCGAAGGUGUCGAAAGACCUUGUUGCCUGGGCCGAUGCCCGUCACGUCGAGGUCAAUCUUAUUCCCGCUCUGGAGGGUUUACGUGCUCACAGAGUACGCAGUAUAGACUAG